Messenger RNA from Etheostoma spectabile (orangethroat darter), 1516 nucleotides. RefSeq names its product SPARC-related modular calcium-binding protein 1-like. Gene Ontology annotation, cellular component: basement membrane. Gene Ontology annotation, molecular function: extracellular matrix binding; heparin binding; calcium ion binding. Gene Ontology annotation, biological process: extracellular matrix organization. NCBI's taxonomy places the organism in Eukaryota, Metazoa, Chordata, Actinopteri, Perciformes, Percidae. The record is from RefSeq and is a predicted model, not a curated record.
AUGGUGGACAUGAAAGAAGGGAAAGGAGCCAAGAAGAAACCGACUUUGCAAGAAUUGAGAACAAAGCUCAAUAAUCUGAGUUUGCAUCUGUUGUUUUGAUUGCAGUGGCUGAUUGGGGACAGAGACAGUCACUGCGGGGUCAUCUGCCCGCGGACGCAGGGGAAGCCAGUGUGCGGCUCGGACGGCCGGAGCUAUGAGACCGGCUGUGAACUGCAGAGGGCGCGCUGCAAAGACAAAACCCUGACACUGGCACACCGCGGCCGGUGUCGAGGUAAAAACUGGGUGAAAAUCGAUCAGCUGCCGGUGGCUCCAGCACCAACAUCCACAUCUGAGGCCAGAGACCUGGAGCUCAAAGAUGCAGGUCAGUCCAAGUGUCGCGUUGAGAGGAACCAGGCCCUGGAGCAAGGCAGGAGACCUCAGGACACCAUGUUUAUCCCAGAAUGCAACGAGGAUGGAACAUUUGCACAGGUCCAGUGCCAUACUUUGACAGGUUACUGCUGGUGUGUCACCAGUGACGGCAAGCCAGUGAGUGGCUCCUCUGUGCACAACAGGACCCCGGUGUGUUCAGGAAACUUCCGUGAAUUUUUGGAAACUCAUGCUGGGACAAGUGGAUUGUCAGGGUCAGUAACCGAUAGACCGCCUGGGCCACCGAACUCUGGUCGAAAAGUCUCUUUCCGUUUCUUUCUCACCCUCAACCCAGACGAUGGCUCCAAGCCCACACCCACCAUGGAGACUCACGUCCCCCCUGAGGGCGAUGAGAUAACUGCUCCAACACUGUGGAUUAAACACGUUUAUAAGGAGAAUAAGCAGAACACCUCCGCUUCCAGGAAGCAAGAGAAAGUUCCCUCUUGUGACCAGGAGCGACAGAGCGCACUGGACGAGGCUCGGCAGAAUCCUCGCGAGGCCAUUUUCAUCCCUGACUGUGGGCCUGGAGGCCUUUACAAACCAGUCCAGUGCCACCAGUCCACAGGCUACUGCUGGUGUGUUCUGGUGGACACGGGACGACCCAUUCCUGGAACAUCCACCAGGUACCAGACGCCGGAGUGUGACGGCACCGCACGAUCUCACGUCCCAGAUACUGAAGAUCCUUUCCAAGGCAGAGAACUGACAGGCUGCCCAGAGGGGAAGAAAGUGGAAUUCAUUACAAGCUUGUUAGAUGCCCUCACCACAGACAUGGUGCAAGCCAUAAACUCACCAGCCCCCUCUGGUGGUGGGAGGUUUGUUGAACCUGAUCCCAGUCACACUUUAGAGGAGAGGGUGGUGCACUGGUACUUCGCCCAGCUGGAUAACAACGGCAGCCACGACAUCAACAAGAAGGAACUCAAGCCGUUUAAGAAGUACCUGAAGAAGAAAGCCAAACCCAAGAAAUGUGCCCGCAAGUUCACCGACUACUGUGACCUGAAUAAGGACAGGGCCAUUUCCCUGCAGGAGCUGAAAGGCUGCCUGGGAGUCAGCAAGGAGGGUAGCUCAACGACAGUUGGCCACCAAGGGACAAGGCAAGGGACAAAGUUGUUCA